Messenger RNA from Cuculus canorus (common cuckoo), 1545 nucleotides. It is a transcript of the gene NPHS2, whose product is annotated as NPHS2 stomatin family member, podocin. Gene Ontology annotation, cellular component: plasma membrane. The coding region runs from base 44 to 1192 and encodes 382 amino acids. Lineage: Eukaryota; Metazoa; Chordata; Aves; Cuculiformes; Cuculidae. The transcript has 8 exons. The record is from RefSeq and is a predicted model, not a curated record.
AUUCAUCCUACUCCCACAGGCAGCUGCAUGCUCCUUGGCACAGAUGAGGAUGGAUAAGAGGUCUCAGAGCUCUUCCAGGGAAUCUCAUAAGAGACGCAGAGAGUCUCCAGAGAGCAAACGAGAGAAGAGGACUAGCAGCAGAGAAGGCAGCAAAGGACAGGGAGACAGGAAGCCGGAGAAAGCAAAGGAGAUCAAGAGCACUGCAGGGACUGAUGGCAGGGUGCACACAUCCACAGUGGUGGACGUGGAUGAUGUGAUAUCUGAUGAAGAAAUGGAGGCAAUUGCAUUGCUGGACAGUGAGCAGCAAGAGGAAGGUGUAAAGUCUCCAGGUCUGGGCAUCUGUGAAUGGCUUCUCACCAUCUUUUCUUUCCUGUUCGUCAUAAUGACCUUCCCCAUUUCUGUCUGGUUCUGCAUGAAGGUAGUCCGGGAGUAUGAGAGAGCCAUCGUUUUCCGACUUGGGCGUCUCCUUCCUGGCAAAGCCAGAGGGCCUGGCCUUUUCUUUUACCUUCCCUGUCUGGACACGUAUCACAAAGUAGACCUGCGCCUCAAAACCCUAGAGAUCCCUUUCCAUCAGGUGGUGACCAAAGACAUGGUUACAUUGGAGAUAGAUGCUGUCUGCUACUACCGGUUGGAGAAUGCCUCUCUUCUCCUCACCACCCUGACCAGUAUCUCCAGUGCCAUCCAGCUACUGGUGCAGACUACCACAAAGCGGCUUCUGGCACAUCGAGCCUUCUCGGAGCUUCUCUUGGAGAGGAAAAGCAUCAGCCAGGAGAUAAAGGUGGCUUUGGAUGCGGUCACAGGCUGCUGGGGGAUCAAAAUGGAGAGAACAGAAAUCAACAGCGUGCAGCUGCCUGCUGAAGUCCGGCAGUCCCUGGCUGUGGAAGCGGAGGCCCAGAGACAGGCCAAAGCACGGGUGAUCGCUGCGGAGGGAGAAAAGGCUGCUUCCGAGUCCCUGCGGAUGGCAGCUGAGAUCCUAUCCAGUGCCCCGGCUGCUGCUCAGCUCCGUUAUCUCCAUGCGCUGCACUCCCUCACUGCAGAGAAACCUGCUGCUUUCAUCUUGCCUUUGCCUUUGGAUGCCAUGAACCUGGGCUCUGUGGCUCCGCACAGUCCCGCGGCCGUAAGCAGCCUCCCUGCAGACAUCACAAAGCUCCCAGAGAACCCGAAAGACAAGAAGGACUCACCCAUGCUCUAAGAGUCGUCCCAGAAAUGGAUCCCACGCUGUCUCUGGUCAGUUGGAGAGGAGCUGGGCUACUGGCAGCCACCGGCAGGAACUGGUCUGGAGGCAGGAGGGAAGGAAGCCCAGGCCUGUGAGAUAAAGUGGGUUGUGCAUGGAAGAAGCCAGUGCUUGUUUCGGAUAGGGAAAAAUAAAUAUACAUCAUAAGGAGCAGGGGCUGAGGGAACAUGGGUGUCGUCCCUUCCCCUUCACAGGGCCAGAUGCACCUUGACACCCUAGAGCCUGCUCCCUGGGCUCUGACCCAUCAAUCCAUCGCCUCCGCAGAAGGACAGAUGACCCGUCCCCAAACCGAGCAGCCGGGGGGGCAGGGG